GGGAGGUAACCACCGGCCCCAAAGAGUGCACAGAUGCUCUGUGCGGGGUCGGCUAGUAUGCACUGAUCCUCCUAGGACUAGUAGUGAUCAAAAUACAGAGCAGUGCAGAUGCCCUUUACAUGCUACCAGGGCUGCAUUGGAAGCCACUUUUCCAUGAAUAAGUCCUGUGCAGCUGGGUAAGAUUUAAAUGACUCAAUUAAUUGAGUAACUAAUUGAGUUACAGUGAUCAAAAAGGUCCCCACUACAUAACUGGCAUCCCACUGGGAGGCAAGUGGCCAAUUUUGUGGAACAGACAGACCCACAUGAUUGGCCCUUGCCCAUGGUUAUGUAAAUUCCAUGUUGGAACUGCUCUGGGGAAAAUGGCUCUCAUGUAGCUUGAGUAAAAUGUAAAGGGUGCCAAAGUCCUUAUGUGGCUUGUGUGGAUCAGGCACACUGAUUCAGUGCACAGCUUAAACUUGCAGGACCUUCCUUGGAGGCAAUCUUCUUAUGAUGCUAAACACAGUAUGAAUAUAUAAUAUUACAAAAAGUCAAUUGAUGGUUAAUAAUAUACUUUAACAUUUACAUAGCACAUUUCAGUUAUUCAAAACUCUUUGUAUGCAUUAUAGCUACCCAGCUGUGUAAAGUAUGCCUGUAUUUGUCACAUAUCGCAGAUGAGGGAUGGGCCGAACCUAAGAAAAUUGUGACUUUCCAAAAACUAUCUAGAGUAUAUACAAGUGAAGCAUUAAAACAGAAGCCAGAGCAGUUUUUUCCUCCACAAACUGAGCCCGGUUUUCUUCUGCCUUCGCAAAGGACCUUGUAAACCGCCCAGAGACGCUCGGUUAGUGAGCAGGACACCAACCCAGCUGCAAACCUGGAGGAAACAGAGGACAAUGAAGAGUUCCUGGAGCAGCUCAUGUCCUUGACCUCACGCAGCUUGCUCCAGCUGGAGGUAGAGGAGAGAUACAGCAUCGCCAAGGAGUUGGGUAGCGGCUCCUAUGGACACGUUUUGAAGGUCCAGCAUCAUGAGAAAGGGACCCCAGUGGCACUAAAGAUGAUGUCUAAGGAGCGGACAGGAAGACGGGAGUUCCUGCAGGAGUACUGCAUUGCCCUCUGCCUCUCCUCACAUCAUGCUCUCAUCCAUACUACUGGCAUUGCUUUUGAGACAUCCACCCAUUAUGGCUUUGCACAGGAGCUGGCACCAGCUGGAGAUCUCUGUGCGAUCCUCAUCUCAGGGGAAGGCCUUCCUGAGGCUCAGGUGAAGCGGUGUGCAUCCCAGCUGGCUGAGGCACUUGAUUUCAUGCAUGGCCAGGGCUUAGUGCAUCGAGAUAUAAAGCUGGACAAUGUGCUGCUCUUUGACAGCGAAUGCCAUCAUGUGAAGCUGGGAGACUUUGGCCUGACACGGCUGGAAGGCACAAGAGUGGCUGCCAUGUCUGGCACCCUGCCCUAUUCACCACCGGAGCUGUGCCUCCUGGAGGGCACCGAGACUCUGGCUCUGGACUCUAGCCUGGAUGUCUGGGCCUUUGGGGUGCUGCUGUUCUGCCUCUGCACAGGCUGCUUCCCUUGGGAUGUGGCCAUGAGCCCUGACCCUCAGUAUGAAGAAUUUGGCAUUUGGCAGAACCGCACAGUGCCAGGGGAGGUGCCGGGCCUGUGGAAAGGCUUCACCGCCCAUGUCUUGGACAUGUUUCGCCGCCUAAUGGCCAUUGACCCUGAUCGCCGCAGUCCUGCUAUUGAAGUGCACAAGUACUUGCUCCUGCCUUGGCGGGUAGACAGCCAUGGAGGAACACAGAGUUCCCAUGGUAACCCCCUGAAGGUAACAGAUUCCGGUGCCUGCCUCAGGGUCACCCCUGGGGACAAUACUGACUUGGGCAUCAGCCUCAAGGAGAAUAGUUGUGGGCAAAUACAACCUGAACUGAUCAUCCCUGAGAAAAAAACCCAUGCCAUACAGGUGGGUCCCAGCUCUGGAAGCAACUCCAGGCCACAGGAAAGCUCAAAGCUAACAGGGGCUGGACUCCAGCCCUGAAGGAGGUCUCAACUCAAAAGAUCAUCCCCUUCCAUAAAUAGGACAAAAUGAGUUGAAAGGACCACGUUAGGGGCCCGAUUUGAUGUAACAUAACAAGAAUUGCAUGGUUCCCCUUCUCUUCCUCCCUCGCAUGGAAGAGGAAGAGAUUCUGCUUUCACUUGCAGAACUAGCCACAGUUUCAUGAUAUAUAUACAAAUUCGGGGAACUGCGUUUUGUUAACUUAGAGUUAGCACAAGCCUGGAUAUCAAGCCAGAUUGUUACAGAUUUCUAUUUUGCAUUUAUAUAGCACUUUUCAGGCAAACCUCCUAAAGCGGUUUACAAUGAACUUAAAAAGAACACUAUAUCAAGCCACACGUUUACAUCUUUACCUGGGCCUUAGUCUCUCUCCUUUCUUCUCCCCUCCCCUCAGAGCUAAUGAUCCCUGAUCACUCUGUGGUGGCAGUUGGGGGAAGGAGGGACCCCCAGUGCUGGAACAAAGGAGCUGGAUGGUGGCAGCUCCCCAACCUGUCUCUCCCUCUCUAUGCUCUCCUCCCCUCAGAGCAAGAUGGUCCCUGGUCGCUCUGUGGUGGCAGUUGUGGGAGGGAUAUCCAGAUUAGGUUUGAUAUCCAGAGAUUAGAUUUGUUCUAACUCAUUAACUUGCUGCAUUCCCUAAGUUCAUAUGUAAUGUGGACCUGUACUUUGUUUUAAAAUAAAAGCAAAAGAUUUCAUCCUCCUCCUUCUGCAUGCAAGAGAGGCAGAAAAGGAAGAAAACCCGUGGCUCCCUUAGGCUCAUUCAUAUAGUGUUAAAUCAUGGUUUAGUGUUAUGUCUUAACCAGGCUAGGGAGGGCGAGGAGGACUUCAUUGUUUAACCAACUCAGGAGGUGUUUUCAGGGGUAUUAGCACCACCUUCCUUCUCUCUGACUGCUGGUAAUCGAAUAAAUCAGGGUUGGCAGAAGGAUCAGCCAGCUUGAGGGCCCAGAGCCAUUCAAGAGCCAAUAGCUGAUCCCUGAGGCCCUGAUGGGGGGAAAAUAGUGGCUGCCAGCAUGGCUGCCAAGGUAAAUCUCUCUCAAACUCAUGUGGGGCUUUACCUUAGUGUUGGCAGCUUCAAACACUUGUUGGCUGCCAUCUUUCUUUAACUCUAACGCAAUGCCCCACCCCCACUAUUACAUCCAGUGACACAACAGUAGGGGCAUUGCAUGACACUAUAAAAAGGAGGCACCUCCCACACCACUAAUGGGGCUGCCAGGGUCCCACCCUGACACUUCUCAAUUCCAGGGAGGUGACUUGUUUUUAUUGUUCUAUGACAGUUUAGUCUCCAGGUUCUGGGGAUUCAUUCAGCUUUUACUUUCCCUCGCUGCCACCAUAUAAAUUCUUGUUACCCUGCUCUCGGUACUCAACACCUUUGGCUGCUUAGCCUCGCGAGCGCAGGACAGGCAUAUAUGUUCAGGUUAUAAAAUGAAACAAAACUUGAGAUAUAAAAUGAAAACAAGACUAAGUUUAUUAUUUACUAAUUAGAAUAAAGAUCUCUGCAAAGCAGGGCACACAAACUUCUCUACCAAGUUUACUAGGUAUAUCAGCUGUUCUGGAUAAAAUGUAACAUAUAGGGAGGUGAGAUAACUGGGACAGAGGAAAUUAAAUUUGGGAUUGUAAACUUAGUGAAUUCCUCCAGACCUUCUUGUCUGUUACUAGGAGCUGCCCAGAAUACUGCUGGUUCUCCAGCUUCCACACAUUCACCCUUCAAGUUCCAUAUCUGCCUUUUAAAAAGAUCCCUCCCUCUCUGAACCUUCUGUGCCUGGUUACUAGGGUAACCCACAUGCACUCACUCACCAGCUCUUAUAUAUGUCUCAUCACAGUGGCCCACAAAGGCACUUGGUUGAGGGCCCUCAUGACCUGGCACUGGCACUGGACGGAGUAGGACAAGCCACUGAGACUGGCUCCCUGACUAGAGGAUUGGUUCACAGUUGGGCAUUAGUGAUAUCAAUACAAACUUCCAUCCUAGUAAUCCAAGAGGAAAAUCUUUACAAAAGAUCAGGCUUCAUGCUUUUUAUAUUUAGCAGGGCUGGUCUAGUCCUUUAGUAAUAAAGGUGGACCACAACACAUGAAUUUGUAAAUGUGAUGGUUGGUGUAGAAAAUUUUGAAGGGUUUGUUAUAAUAGCAAAUAGCACAGGACUUUGUAUAUAACAGAAUUAUUUUUUGUUGUUGACAUUAUUAUACUAAAGUUGAUAAUAAUAAUAAAGGAUAUGAAAAGGAUAGGCCAUCAAAGCUCACAGAACAUUUUAAUAUAUUUCCCCUGGAGUCCUGGGAAUGGCACAGAUACUUCUGGGAAUUGUAGUUUCCCCCCUAGAGCCACAGCAAUGGUCACAGCCCUGGAAAAGACUAUAAUUCCCAGCUGCAACCACUCUGUUCCCAGGUCUUUAUAUAAAUGAAAAAUUUAAAAAUGGAAACUGAUGACCCGCUAUUUCCUUGCCACCAGAAGUCUGCCAGCCUGUCUCCUGACUGGUCUGGUAAGUACCUUUAGUUGUUGAGAGGGUGGAAUGGGGGAUAGGCCAAAGCAAAGCUUCGGAGACCAUUUUUAUUGAUCCCAAUCCACUUUGAUUUGAGCCAAAUUGGAUAGUGUUUAGAGCAGUUCAGAUCAAUCCAGGCCAAAUAUGAUUGGCUUUAAUCAUAAAAGUUCUAAAGCUUCAUAUAGCUGUUGUAUUCACAGACUAGCUUUCCUAAAAAGGAAGUACUCAGGCUGUAUUGGGUGUUUUAAGAUUUGGACCUUACUGCUUUUUAAUUAAAAAUAUUGUGUUAAAAAUCCUGGAUGCAAAAUUAAUUCUCGUUUCUUUCUGUGCCUUGUGUUUGAAAUGGCCUUUAUUUUCAUUUUAGUUGUAUUUAUUUUUUUCUGAUGCUGUGAAAAGUAAAACAACAAAAAACCUUUUUAUUUCCUGGAAAAUAAAGUACAAAUGAAAAAGA
Hemicordylus capensis (graceful crag lizard) is the source of this 4933-nucleotide messenger RNA. Its product is annotated as serine/threonine-protein kinase SBK1-like. The transcript is spliced from 4 exons. Gene Ontology annotation, molecular function: ATP binding; protein serine/threonine kinase activity. Bases 893 to 1999 code for a protein of 368 amino acids. Gene Ontology annotation, biological process: peptidyl-threonine phosphorylation; peptidyl-serine phosphorylation. The record is from RefSeq and is a predicted model, not a curated record. Lineage: Eukaryota; Metazoa; Chordata; Lepidosauria; Squamata; Cordylidae.